This is a messenger RNA of Uloborus diversus, 2538 nucleotides long. RefSeq names its product myosin-10-like. Bases 35 to 1933 code for a protein of 632 amino acids. NCBI's taxonomy places the organism in Eukaryota, Metazoa, Arthropoda, Arachnida, Araneae, Uloboridae. The record is from RefSeq and is a predicted model, not a curated record. The transcript has 21 exons.
UGAGAUUGAAGCUGAUCUUGAAUAUCUAGAGUGUAUGAGCAGUACAGCAAGUACCGAAAAUGUUGCAGCAAAUAUGAAAAUAUUCCAUUCUACACUAGAAUUCAGGAAGUCUGAAAUUUUGUCUUUAAAGUUUGAUUUGGAGAAACUGCCUUUUGAAAUUGAGAUUCUACCAGUGGUAUCAAAUUGUAUUGUAAUAAUGAAUUCCUGUUUGAACAGAAGGCAGUAUGAAACUGCUUUAAUUAGUAAAGAACUGGAGAGUGCUGAAAAUGAGGUUGCUCAGUAUGGUCAGGAUUAUUCAACACGCCUGUCUAAAAUCGUGAAAGAAAAUGAGAUAGUUAUUCAAUGGCUAUCACCUUUGAUCAAUAAACUGAAGGAAAUUGAAGAAGAUUUGAAAUCAGAAGCUAUGAAAAUUUUAGAAGCAUGCCAAAAAUGUUACUUUGAUGUACUUGAAACAUUUAAAAUAGAAAAAGAAGCCAUUUCAAUUGAUAUAGAAAUGCUCCAAAAAGUUGAAACCUAUGAAAAAGGAAUUAUUGAUACUGAGGGUAAAGAAAUAGUUGUCACUUUGAAAGAUAUUUUUCUUGCUGCAUUUUCUUUGAAGAAAGAGGAACUGGAGAGAUUUAUUCGUAAAAAGGACAUUGAAGAUACUGUUAAAAUGAAAGCUUCUGAAAUUCUCAAAGAAGUACAAGCAGAACCUCGUAAAAGAGAAAGCAUUUCUGAGAGGAAAAGUCUUCAGAGACUGAGAAGCACAGCCAGUAUUAAAUCUAAGGAAAGUUUAACUACAGCAAGUGUAAAAGAGGAGAUGCAAUUUGGAAACUUUAUUUCAUACUUCAACAAAAUCAAGGCAGAUAGAAAAGCUAAAAUGGAAUACUUAAUCAUGAAGGAUUUUGAGGAAAUAGAAGGCUCUCUUGUAAAAACUGCAAGUUUAGAAGAUUUUCUGGAUACCCACAGUAUAGCAAGUGAAGAAUUUGAAGAAGAGCCUGCGAAAGAACCUGAGAAAUUUGUUAACAAAGUUUAUGAAGUUAAAGUUAAACAAAUUGAAGAGGAGAUUGCAAAUAAGCGACAGAAAAUCAAAGCAGUCAUAAAGUCUCGAAAAUCCUAUAUGGAGGACAUUAUAUGUAGGAAGAGAAAAGAGAUGGAAGGAAGGAUUGUUUCUGAGGAAAUGAAGAUGAAUGUUACUGUAAAUUCAAUUAAAGAACAGGGCUUACAUGUUGUGUGCACCUUGAAAGACUUAUUUUUAGAAAUAUUAAACAAAAGAGAACAAGAAAAGGAGGAAUUCACUCCUAAAGAAGAAAGUACUUUAAUUGAAACACAUGAGGAGAAAAGAAUUACUGUAAUGCUAGAAAAGUUUAUGGAUGUUAUCCUUGUGAUAAAAGAGGAAGAUAUAGCAAUGAUGAAGCAAUCAAAAAAGAAAGAUGUGGAAAAAUCUGUUUCAAACAUGAAAAUGGAAUUAGAUGAUAUCAUAAAAGUUUCUGAAGAAAAAUUGGAAGAUGUCCUUUCAGAGUAUGCUCGAAAAGAGAAAUCAAAAGCAAUGGAAUUUGCAGUUUCUGGAACUGUCUCAGUGAAAGAUGAUUCUGCAAUUUGUGAUGAAGAAAUAUUUCCAGAUGUUAAUAGGUUUCAGAUGUUUGUUAAAUCUUUGAAGUGUUCUUUAGAAAGACCUGAAAAGAAGAAAAUUGCUGUCUACACUGAUACAUCUUUCCGCACUGAAGAAAUCAUUAAAAAUAAUCCAGCUCGUAUACCUUUGCUUGGAAGCUUACCCUCCAAGUCUGAAGUGCCAAACAAACUUCUAGAGCUGUUUGAUGUGGAAGUCAGCCAUCUGAAAAAGGUUCUUAAAGACAUUGAACUUAAUAAAGCUGAAGCAAUUCAGCAUGGAAUAUCUUUCAAAACUACUGAAACUGAUGAAAGUAGUGCAGCAUUUCAACAUGCUCAAAAAUAAACGACAGCAGUCUAGUGUAUUUUGAAAACAUUGAAAAUGUAGAAAAAUGGUCCCCUCCACAAAAAGGAAUAAAAGAGGUUAUCAUUGAUGUUAAUCUUAAAGAGUUCAGUAAUGAUGCUACCUUGGACUCCAUAAUAACAAAAUUUGAUAUGAAUGUUUCUGGAAAUCCUACACUUUCAUCAAGGCUUGAGUGUUUAAUCAGUGAUUAUGGCUUAUUAGAACAGUUGAAAGUGACAUGCCUAGAGCUGCAUCAUAAUCAUCUUCUCUGUCGGAGAUGUAAUUUUGCCUAUUCGGAUGAUAAGCUGGCUUUGUCAUUUGAAGAUAUAUCUCAUUUGCUAAGUGCAAAGGUCUCUGCUGAUGCCAUUAAAGCGAUUCCAAUUCAGUCUGGUGUUCCAUCGGAGGAUGAUGUCUCAAUUGCAUGUUACAUAUGUAAAGUAAUUCUUCUGAGGGCUGCUAUCUUGACUUCAGUUUGUAUCUCAUGCAGUUUGGAAAGGCUGAACAGAGAUAAUAUCAUGAUAAUUACAAACAGCAUUCUUAUAAAGGAAUCUUUGGAGUAUCAGCAGUACCUGAAGACAUUUGUGUCUGCAUUUGUGCCUCAAAAAACA